GGCAGCACCAGCACGUGUAGGGAGGAGCAGGGGUUAUCUCUAUCAGUGAGACAGCGCUUUAGUUGCACAGCGCUGUCUGCUGCAUACGCUGCCCUGUAUGUACACAGCGCGCGGUCUAAUCAGGAUUUACACGAUUCCUCUCUUUAUUGCUUUGUGCACCACUGCAGCAAAGGGGAACAGUAGGCAUACGAGCAGUAUCACUUCUAACAACAGUCAGUGUAGCAGGUAGCGUCCGCAUCCCCGGGAAGGACUUACAGAGUGUGUUGAGGAAAUACUUACUGCCGUAGAAGCAUCGUCGACGAAAGGAAACCGAAAAGUUUCCAUCCGUUUGAUUUUUUUUAUUUGUCUUUAUGUGACUGUGGAUGAGACACCUACUGUUACAUGACAGAAUGGGACCGUUACUUGUUUCCCUCGUCCUCUGCAUAAGCGUCUCUGUCCCGCAGCACGCGAAAGGGGAGGUGUGUGAGCCAAACCCAUGUGAGAACGGGGGCGCCUGCUUCACGGCGCUAGCCGACGAGGCCUUCUCAUGUGAGUGUCGCUCUGGCUUCUCAGGUCCCAAGUGUGCUAGUGUUGUGGAGGUCGCAGCGGAUGGCGAGGAUCCUACUUCAGCAGGACCUUGUCACCCAAACCCCUGCCAUAACGGAGGUGUUUGUGAAAUUAGUGAGACGUACAGAGGUGACACCUUCAUCGGGUAUGUGUGCAAGUGCCCUCCUGGCUUCAACGGAAUCCGCUGCCAACACAAUGUCAACGAAUGUGAAAAAGAGCCAUGUAAAAAUGGAGGAAUCUGCACUGACUUGGUUGCCAACUACUCAUGUGAAUGCCCUGGGGAAUUCAUGGGAAAGAACUGUCAGUACAAAUGUUCCGGACCCUUGGGAAUGGAAGGGGGAAUUAUCUCCAACCAACAGAUCACUGCAUCAUCUACGCAUCGAGCGCUGUUUGGGCUGCAGAAAUGGUAUCCGUACUUCGCCAGGCUGAACAAGAAGGGCCUGGUGAAUGCCUGGAGUGCUGCAGAGAACGACAGAUGGCCCUGGAUUCAGAUAAACCUGCAGAGAAGGAUGAGGGUAACAGGCCUGAUAACGCAGGGUGCCAAGCGCAUCGGAAGUCCCGAGUACGUGAAGUCAUACAAAGUGGCCUUCAGCGACGACGGCAAGACCUGGAGGACGUACAAAGUCAAGGGCACCGAGGAGGACAUGGUAUUCCGUGGAAAUGUUGAUAACAACACACCUUCUGCUAACUCUUUCACUCCUCCGAUUGAAGCGCAGUACGUGCGGAUUUACCCACAAGUCUGCAGAAGACAUUGCACCCUUCGCAUGGAGCUGUUGGGCUGCGAGCUCACAGGAUGCUCUGAGCCAAUGGGGAUGAAAACAGGUCACAUCCAGGAUUAUCAGAUCACAUCAUCCAGUGUCUUUCAGACUCUCAACAUGGACAUGUUCUCCUGGGAACCAGGGAAGGCCCGACUGGACAAGCAGGGCAAGGUCAAUGCGUGGACAUCUGGACAUAAUGACCAGUCGCAGUGGCUACAGGUGGAUUUGCUUGUUCCAACCAAAGUGACUGGCAUCAUCACCCAAGGGGCCAAAGACUUCGGACAUGUCCAGUUCGUGGGCUCCUAUAAACUGGCCUUCAGCAAUGAUGGAGAAAGAUGGGCUAUUUACCAGGAUGAAAAAACUAGGAAAGACAAGAUCUUCCAAGGAAACUUUGACAACGAGACACACAGAAAAAAUGUGAUAGACCCACCCAUCUACGCCCGCUUCAUCCGGAUCCUCCCGUGGUCAUGGUACGGUCGGAUCACCUUGCGGGCGGAGUUUCUCGGAUGCACAGAGGAAGACUGAACACAGCAGUCUGAGUCCCCUGGAACACUGGAAUAUGGAAGAUUUCCCUUAGCAUCUCAAGAGAAACUGUGUGAAACCUGUAUAAAUCUAUUGCCAAUGGGUUUUUUCAAGAGUACGUGUUGGUUGUGGUUGGCAGGGCUUUAAGUUUUGUAUAAUGAUCUAGACCUGCCCUUAUAUAAUAUUUGUCCCUUUUAUCUUCGUCCCUACCAUUUUUUAUUAUUGUUAUUCUUAAACAUUCACAUUUGCUUUGUUGUCGUUUUUUAUUGGAAUGUAUUUGUUUAAAUCUAGGGCAGGGGUUGGAUUUCUCACACUGUGGUUUAAACUUAUCACCAUGAAAGCUGCAGUUUCACUUUUUAACAAAGACAUUAAGUCUGUUUGAAAAGCUUUGACAGCUGUCCAUAUCUGAUUAGAAAGCAAAAGGUGUAAGCUACUAUAGAAAUGAUAACCACUAAUAUUAUGCAAUGCAUUUGUAUUUUUUAAUACAACACUUAACAAAUAUUACUGUCAUUCAUGUAUUUUUUGGGGAAAAUUCCCCAUAAAAUAACAGUUUCAGUAAGAAUAAUUGCAUGGCACACAAAUCAUGGUAUUAACUGCAUAUUAUAGCAAGGUAAAAAAGCUUACAAUACACAGAAUAUCAACAAUGUGAUUUAGGGGUAUAUAUUUUUAAUGUACUUUUUGUUAUGUUUUCUGAUAUACACUUCAAAGGCUUAGACCUAAAUGCACUUACUACAAUUAACAGAGAAGCUAUUGAAAAAGAGACACUGCAGAGAGGUAAAUGGUAUUAUUAGAACUAAGAUGUCCUAAUACUCUCACCAUUGUGUUGUUUUAAUUUAUUUAAAAGUAUGCUGUUGGCCUCAUAUUCCUAUUUUUGCACUGUAUUUCAUUGAUCUUUUUUUUAAUAGUGUUGCAUGUUGACAUUCUGACCAUCGGAAUCAGUUUGAACUGCUCAGGAUAGAAGCCACUUAUUUGUACAGUUUUGUUUUUGUUGAUUUUU
Molecule: messenger RNA, 2823 nt
Organism: Megalops cyprinoides (Indo-Pacific tarpon)
Lineage: Eukaryota; Metazoa; Chordata; Actinopteri; Elopiformes; Megalopidae
Gene: edil3b
Product: EGF-like repeats and discoidin I-like domains 3b
Exons: 11
Coding region: 363-1829 (488 amino acids)
Molecular function (GO): calcium ion binding
Source: RefSeq, a predicted model, not a curated record